Cercopithifilaria johnstoni is the source of this 4074-nucleotide messenger RNA. NCBI's taxonomy places the organism in Eukaryota, Metazoa, Nematoda, Chromadorea, Rhabditida, Onchocercidae. The record is from the annotation of a GenBank genome assembly.
AUGGGAAGCCUACGAACUACAGAUGAAUUAAAGGAAGAAAAUGAAGUAGUUGAUCAGGUUUGUCGAAUACAGAAAUUCGAAUCUUCCCUUCAAAAAGGCCAUCCUGAUUUUGUACAUCUUUCACAACUUGCCGUUGAAUUGAUCAGUAAACUUGACAACUCAAAUGAAGAAGAUGCUAAUCAAAUUCGACAGCAAAUUGAAACAGUAACGCAGCGUUGGGAUAAUAUUGUUGCUCGAAUUGAUGAACAUUCCCAUAUGUUAGUGAGAAGUGGAAAAGCUGAAGCACGACAGCUUCGAUCUGAUGAUGGCAAUAAAGAGGAUUAUGGCACUGUUGACACCAAUGAAGAUUAUUGUCUGAAGAUGGACAAUCAGCUGGAAAGUCAACCAUUGUCGACAGUACAGUUUACCCCACAAAAAACAAUCGACCCGAUAGUUUCUUCCUCACCAACUCCUUCCGUCAAUACAGUAAUUUCAUCAGUUGAUGUUUUCAUUGCAAAUGUAAAUCAAAUUACUGAGGAAUUAAAACCAUUACUUGAAUGGACAUAUCAAAUUAAAAUCACUCGAAAUCCGAAUGAACUCCAAAGUUUCAUACAAAUUUGUCAGGAUAAGCUGAAGGAAAUUAAAGAAAAAGAAGUCGAAGUAAACACAUUGCGUGAAGAAUUGGAUCGGAUUCAUAAUUCGGAUAUUUCUAUUUCUCAAUUGCAACUUGCGGACGAUUCAUUUCAAAAUUUCACUCAAAUUUGGUCUGAUAUUACUACCAAAAUAUCAGAUGCAUUAAAUUCCAUAUCAAUGCAAAGUGCCUUAAUUGGCGCUGAAAAUGAUGAAGAAAUGGAACGAAUAACAAAACAAUUAAUUGAAUUUUUUGAAAAAUCCGAAAGUGUUGUUUCGAAUUGCGCUCAAAUAUCGUUAAUUGAACGUGAAGAACGUGUGACUAAGUUACAGAAGCAACUGCAAGAACAGGAUGAGAAUAUCAGAUUUCUAGAGGUCAAUCAUUCUAAUAAAGAACAAAUUGGAGAUUUAAAGAAACGUCUGGCGAAGCUGAAAGAAUCCGUGGAAAAAUUGAUAGAAAAAAAUCCAAUUAUCGAAUGUUUCGAGAAUUACUUACGUUCCACAUUUCCAUGUGCUGGUGAUAUCAGUACGUUAACUAGCGAACUUGAACGUUGUGAUGAAUUACUCAAAGAAUUGGAAAAUUUAAAUUUAAAGAAUCCAAAAGUGGAACGGUUGAAAAAGUUGGGCAAUGCAAAACGUGCUAGUCUCGCGGAUUAUUUAGAAAGAAGUCAUCGGAAUGAUGAAAAGACAACAGUAUCUGAGAAUAUGCUCUCUGCAUUAACCGAUCGAUUUGCCGCUCUAAAAAGCGCAAAACUUGAAGUACCUGAGCUAUACAAGCAGUUUACGGAACUGCAAAAGGAUAUCCAAAAAGGUUUAACAAUUCAAAAGGAAUCGAUAACUCUAAAUGAAGAAAUAAUGUUGAUAACGCUUAGUAGUUCAGCGUCUAGUCGUGAUCGAAUCUUCCAGAAGUUAAAAAAUCGGAUGCAAUUAACUGUUGCUGGUUGGAGUACCUUAGAAGAUGAUAUCGAUGAAAGUAUAGCAUUACUGGAAAAGGAAAUUAAACGACUUCAGCAAAGUGCAAUACGAGAGUUUCAACGAAAUUUAGAUAAGCUUCGAGGUGCUAUUGAUGCCAGUCGUGAUGCAACAGAUGCCGAAGAAUUCAGCGAACAUUUAUAUAAUUUGGAACAUUUAUAUGAAACAAUGGAAACAGCUGACAAAGAAUUAGAAAAUUUGUCGGGAAUAAAUGAACGGAUAGGAAGAGAUCUUAAUAACAUACGUGAACAACGGCAUGAUGUAUUAGUGCAAGCAAAAGAACGUAUCGAAGAGCUUGAGGCAGCCAUUCAUAAUUGCGAGCAAUUCGAUAGUUCGUUAACUGAAUGUCAGGCCUGGUGUAAUCAUGUACAAUUGAUAUUAUCAUGUCGAGCUGCAAAUGAUGUUUCUGCCUUUGAUGUACCACAUGAAUAUAAGCAACUUCAAAAAGAAUUUGAUGAUUUCGAAUAUUGCAUCCGAGAUCUCCGGGAAUUCGUUAUCAAAAAUACCAGUGAUUGGGGCACUCCAAAUCGUUUACAAUUACAAUUGGAUCAUAUUACUAAUCAAUUCGAAGAUUUGUUGGCACGAUUUGUUGAAUUCAAACAACCAGUUGGUUUGGAAGAACAAGCGGAAAGAUUAUCACGAGAAAUAUCGGAUAUGGAAAAUAGUGUUGAUGAAUUAACGGGUGUACAAGCGGAAAGCUGUAAACAAGCUUUGGAUCAUACUAAUGAAAUUACUAGACGGCUUGCUAUGGCAAGAACGCAUUUGAAAGAAUUAACUGAAUCCGGAAAAAUGUUUACAAAAGAACAGAUUUUGACGCCAACUGCUGCACAGAUCUUGAACCAGAAAGUUAGCAAAUUGGAUGAGAAGCUAAAAAAUUUAAGCACAAGGAAUAGUGAUAUGGCAGAACGCAUGCAAAAUUGUAUAGCAUCAUUAGAUGCUUUAAAUAACGAUAUGAAAAAAUUGGAUGCAGUAUUCGAGAGUGUAGAAUCGAGACUGAGUGCUUUUGUCCAAUCAGAAAACAUAGAAACAGUUGAUGCCGAUCGAUCAACUUUGGAAGAGUUAUUGGAAGAUCUCAAUAAUGGUGCGUUAUUGUUGUCGAAGGGUGAAAAUGUCAUGCAACGAUUAGCAAUGGAUUCAUUUAAAGUUGAUGAAAGUAUAAUAGAACAGCGAAAACGUCGAGUUGUACGCUUGCAAGGCGAUUUGCGAUCAUGGAUUGAUGCUAUUAAGUGUGUUAGUGAGGAUACGACGGCACUAUUGCAAAAAUUCGAAACUUUGUAUAAUCAAUUAAAAGAAUCAUUGACAGAAAUGGAACAAAUUGAAAAUGUUGAUAUGUUAUUGGCUGAACUAGAUAGAUGCAGAUCAGACAAAAAUCUUUUCAUCGAACGGUAUCGUCGAUUGCUGAGAUCAGAUCCGGAAACGGAAACAAAAUUUUCAGUGGCCCUUUCGGAAAUCGAAAAGCGUUGGAAUGAGAUGGAGAAAAAGUGUCAGAAAACACGGAGCAGUUCACCUUCCCGUCCAGCACUACCGCAACUACGUCAUGAUACAGUUGGAGAAAGUUUUCGUGAUCAAAUCAGUUUACUACAUUAUUUAUACAAAACUGCUAAUGAUUAUUUGGAUUUUGAGCGCUUUCCGGUUUCUUCCGUUAGUGAAUGGUCGAAACGUGUUCAGGAUGUUGAUGAGUGGCUUGUUGAUUACACGGAGAAAUUGAAAGGAACGGUCGAAGAGGGCCGUCGUAUGGCAAGUAGCGGUCGUAUGGAACUUGAUGUUCACGAUGCCUUAGGUAGUCUGGAUGGGGUAGUUAAUUUAUCAAAUCAGGUAGAAGGAGCUUUAAAAGAAAACAAAACUAAUUUGAUUCCUGUACAAGCUAAAGCUGAAACUCUAGAGAGAGACAUCAGCGCAAUGUGUGAUAUACUGGACAAUCUUUUAUCUCGCGAUCUAUCGGAAUCAACAAUUGCCAAUGCUACUCAACGUGAUUUACUAGAUCGACAAACUCAACUGAAUUAUAUGCAGCGAAGAAGUGAUGAUCUUCACAGUUGUCUGCCUGGAACAUCAAUAAAUCAACCUAAUACAACAAUGGAUCAAAUUCAUGACAAAAUUCGUGAUUUGGAAGAGAAAAUAGAUGCAGCAAUCAAGAAAAGCAGAGAGAAUCUAAUCGUGCAAACAGAUAAAUCAUCCGAAAUAAUACAAUUGGAGGAGCAAAAGGAAUCGGAUGUUAUCUCCACUACAAGUACCUCACUUACGCUUGAAGUGCAGGAGGCUGAAGAUGACCAAUCGCAUUCGGAAUCGAAGAAAGAAUCAAAUAAUUCUGAACCUUUGGUAAUGGCAAUGAAAAUUAACGUAACGGAAGCAUCUGAAUCACUUACGUCUUUAUACAUCGAAAUGGAUGAAAUUGAGAAGGAGUUAAAUCGAAGUGACCCAUUGCCUUUCAAAGAUUUAUAUCAAAAGAAGCAAAAACUAGAGGUCAGUAACAUAAGGAAACAUUCUGGUCAUUAA